UUCGCAUGACGUCAGAUGGGGCAAAGUUUUUGUUGAUUUGUCACACUGCACUGAUAAGGGUCCUAAACUCCUAUCUGUUGAAGGUGAAAAAUUUCCUUUUUAGUGAGCCCUCCGUCCUUUGAAUUCUUUUAAACCUUAUUUUUACUCCCGAUAUUGUCCUUCUUGUGUGCAUUGCCCCAAACUCCAAUCGACGAUUUGACCAUGCAUGCAGCGAAUAAUGUUUCCGAUCCACGCAGACCUGACAAACAAAACAGGUAUAAACCUCCAGCGGGUCACAGCAAUGCUGCAGAUGACCUUACCUACGACUGUAUGAACCUUCUCGGCAUGAUAUUCAGUAUGGUUGGAUUGAUGAUGCGGUUGAAAUGGUGUGCAUGGAUGGCGCUAUAUUGCUCAUGCAUAAGUUUUGCUAACUCUAGAGUGAACGAUGAUGCUAAGCAGAUCCUCAGUAGCUUCAUGUUAUCAAUUUUUGCCGUCAUCAUGUCCUACAUGCAGAACCCUCAACCGAUGACUCCUCCAUGGGCUCAGUUGAUUUAGCGAAGCCUCUCUCCCGAUAUUUUUUGAAAGUCACGUUUUUUCAAAAAUGUGUCAUGGAAACAGCAAACAUGUACCUACUUUACAAGACUGAGCCCAAAUAGCUGAAGAUUAUUGUUGAUUUGAGUUUCAGAGUGAUUUGAGCAACCUAUAAGUAGGUUUCUUUGCUAGUGUAAGUAUGUCAGGGGUUGAUUCAAUGGUCAACAGAGCAUGAACCUGAGUAAGGAUUAUUUUAAAUAGUAAAAUGGAAUGUUUUGGUAAUGGUAUUGGUGAAAUUACUGGCAUCACCAGUUGUAACUGAUGAUGUCAUAAUGGCAGUAUUUUUCCAGAAUAAAUUUAUUGUAAAAGCUUUAGUUAAGUAGUACAAACAAUUUCAAUUUUGUAAGCAGAACCCCUCACUACAAAUCUAGCUACCUGUUUUUUUUUAAGAAGUGGGUUGUGUAUUUGAAGGGAGCAAUGUGUUAGAAAAUUUCUUAGGUUUAUGAUUCAAUAUGUAUACAUUACAUACUUCCCAAUUUUUCAGAAGUCAGGAUAUUUCCAUUUUUAUAAAUAGAUUUAAGGGUUGAAGCUGACACUUGGCGAUAUCUGCCGUAUCAUAAAUAUUUGUGGCUUUGUUACAUUUGUUGGAUUUUUAACUAGUAUUUUGUGUCAAAUUAUUUAACUUUUUCUCUUGUUGACUAUGUACUAAGUUUUCUGUCACAAUUAUUUUUUUAUUGAACAGUUUUUCUUCAAAUUUUUCUAAAAAGUGUUUGUUUUACCUCUUUGUUUUGUACAUUAUUUGGAAGCGCUCUGAAUUAUAUGAAAUAAAGAAGAAAAGAAACGUUUAUUUUUA
Molecule: messenger RNA, 1363 nt
Organism: Bemisia tabaci
Lineage: Eukaryota; Metazoa; Arthropoda; Insecta; Hemiptera; Aleyrodidae
Product: protein Asterix
Biological process (GO): protein insertion into ER membrane
Cellular component (GO): endoplasmic reticulum membrane
Molecular function (GO): protein folding chaperone
Source: RefSeq, a predicted model, not a curated record